Necator americanus (New World hookworm) is the source of this 3105-nucleotide messenger RNA. RefSeq lists its product as uncharacterized. Gene Ontology annotation, cellular component: cytoplasm. Bases 1 to 3105 code for a protein of 1034 amino acids. The record is from RefSeq and is a predicted model, not a curated record. The transcript has 27 exons. Gene Ontology annotation, molecular function: protein binding. Lineage: Eukaryota; Metazoa; Nematoda; Chromadorea; Rhabditida; Ancylostomatidae.
AUGAUGGUGAAAAUCCGCCCGAAGCAGGAGGACCUAUGUUCCGGGGAUCCUUCGCGACGUUGUGAUAUGCCGAAUACUUUGCCGGGUGGACUUCACCCGAGUAAUCGGAACACGAUAGACUGGAAUUCGAAAGGCGUGAUUGCUUAUGGUUCCCACAAUUUGUUGUUUAUUGUGGAUGCAUUCACUUGUAAACGUGUGCAAACGAUAGAUUUACACAGUACUGCAAUCGACCAUGUCUACUGGUCGCCACCGUUUUCGAUCAUUGAACAAACACGUUCAGAGGAUCAUCGGAUUGCGUCGUCGGAUAUUAGUGGGCAGAUCAUAAUUUCCGAGCCGAUUUCUGCCACUAAACGAUGUCAAUUCUCUCAUGCAGCUUCUAACGUGCUCAAUAUGAAAUGGCUUCCGUGGAAGGACAUGAGUCGUGAUUUUCUGUUGUCACUACAUUCUGGGGAUUGCCUUAUUCUGUGGAAUACGGAAAAUGGAGAGAAGAUUUGGUCAAUGACUUUUACCACACCGCUAUUCGAUUUGGCGAUUAAUCCCUUCAAUGCUUCUCAUGCUUCUUUUUCUUCGUUAGGAAGCACAAUCGUGCUUUGCAAUGAUAUUAGUAUAAAUAAUGCGCCGUCAAAUUCCUGUCGAACUUUCGCAAUAUGCGAGGAUCAAGUCAAGUCUGCCAGCAACAUUCAAACUAUUACAUAUCAUAAUGCCUAUCGGAAUAUUCUCUUUGUUGUUAACCAAACGCAGGCACACUGUUUUCACACUGAACUCUCUGCUGUGCUUUUUUCAACAACCCUGGAACCAAAUCUGAUUUCAUGGCUUUGCUGCUCAUCUCGAGACGCGGUGUAUUCGGUUCAAGCUAGUGGUGCUGUUUCGUUGAGAAUUGGGACUUUUUCAGCUAAUGAUGAACGGGCUGAUGCCCAACUAGGCUUCGAAAAGGUAGCAGUCGGUGAUAUCCAGCGUCAUGGAACGCAACAGAGAGCAGUUGGAGCAGCACUCUGUCCAAUUACGCAGAGCUCCAUUGCUGUCCUGUUCAGCAGCGGAAGAGUGGUUUGGUGGCAGUUGACCUCUGAGAAGUUUGCUGUUCUUGAUUAUCGACAGUCUUUCAUCGAAGACUACCUAGCAUUCGAAAGUGACCUGAAUACAACGUCAAUAGGAGAGCUCAGCAUUCAGCAAACUGGCUUCCUUGAUGCACUUUCAUCUGGAGUGUCAUGCUUGCGUAUGCGACCGAUAGACGACCUUGGAAAAGAAACGGAUGACUCAUUAGAUCUCUCUUCCUUCGGAUCAGCGCAUCUUGUAGCAGUAGGUUCGCAUUCCGGAAUUCUUCAUCUCGUCGAUGUUUUCACGUGUGAAAUUGUUCGAGAAUUCGCUGUUCAAUCGUCACCUAUUAAAUGCUUAGAAUGGGGAGGAACAUAUACAGUUCUAACUGCUGGUUACAAUCACUCCCUUAGUACAGCUCAAGUGGUGAGAAACGACAUUUUUGCUACAGACAUCAGGACAGGACUAAAACGACGUAUCAGACCGGAAUCCGAUGAAUCUCCCAUCACACUUCUGCGAGUGUCUUUUUAUCAGUGUUACUUGGCACUCGCUUUUCAACGUGAGCCACUGGAGAUCUGGGAUUUGAAAGGUUUACGCCUCUUACGGAGAAUGAGCAAGACCUGUCCUCUCAUAGUUGACAUGGCCUGGUCGUGCAAACAUCAUGGGAUAAAAACAACUGAGGAUGGAGGACUGAGUAUCUACCGGGAGAACUUGGUUGUUCUUGAUUCAGAUAAUCGUCUCUAUCACGUUGUGGUGAAAGGUCUUCAUGUAAAAGACGGGAAAGAAGUCAAUACACAGUGGAAAAGUGGCGGCUGGGCGAUAAGAAAUAUGGCAUGGAAGGAUGACAUGUUAGCAAUGGGAGACGCAGAAGGACGCAUUGUGAUCUGGGAUCUUGGACGCCGCCAAUCGCGACAUAUACGAGCAUCAAGAUUUCCUGUGGUACGGAUGACGUUUUCCCGACUAGCUGGUGAUCACACCCUUGCUGUCUUACACCCUAGAGAGUUGUCCCUAUGGGAUACAGAAGCACUAACUCGUCAACACCAAAUAAUCCUCGAUGCCUCUCGAUCGGCGCUAGAUAUGGACUUGUGUGGCGUUUCUCCGAUACUUCUGACGAAUGACAAUGUUUUGCGAUAUGCUCCAGCUGCUGCUAAGAAUUCACCGAUGUUGGAAAAAGAUAUCCCAGUGUUGCUGAAUCCCAAAAAGGUUGCACAAUUAAAAGUCGAUUUUAAAUCAUCCUCCAGCGAGAACCCUGCACUCUGGAAAAUCUCUCAACGCAAGGUCUCGUCCACGAACUCAGCGGGGGAUGCACACGACCUAACAGGCCUCAAAAACCACCUCAUUCUAAGCAGAUUCCUCGGGGAGAUGUCAGUUUGUCACCUGUUGUCCAUUGCUUGCUCAGUACUCUCCGAUGAAGAACAAAUACAACUCUCACCUGAUUUACAAAUGUUCUGGCCAAGUCCGACGUUCAGGGAAAGAGAAUUACGAGUGACUUGUGCAGCUUGUAGCGCUGGGAACAUUGAGGAGAGCCGGCUGGUUGAGAGAGCGGUAGUGGCCGGUGGAAAAGCCAAGGAUCGAGCUGUAGAUCGCCUCAUUGGUUCAAGUGAUUUACGUCACGCCAGCAUGAAAGCUGCACUUCUAGUGUCGAGCCAAGAGAACGAACAAGCUCGUUCGCUCAUUAAAUUAAUUGCAACGAAUCUCAUUGCCUCGGACAUGAUAGAAGAUGGAGUAGAGCUGCUCUUCUUAGUUAAAGCCGGCGGUGAUGCGUGCAAAUACCUUCAAUCUCAACGUCAGUGGAACAAAAGUAUUGUAUACGCUAAGAUGGGUUUGGAAGACUCAGAAGAUGUGCUCAGUAAAUGGAUAGCUCAUUUAUCGUUUGAUCAAAAGACCCUAUAUAUGUACGCUCAAGCAACUCAGCAUGAAUGGCCACACAUUGUGGAAUUGUUGUCAAGCUGUGGUCAGGCAGAACUGGCACGAGUGAUUCUCAGGGCCUCAACCUCGUCACCUACUUCGAGUUCCCGAGGAGCGAAUUCGCCCGCCUGCUCUGAUCACGCCUCCCGAGUUGCCAACGAGUGA